Messenger RNA from Notodromas monacha, 570 nucleotides. The record is from the annotation of a GenBank genome assembly. Lineage: Eukaryota; Metazoa; Arthropoda; Ostracoda; Podocopida; Cyprididae.
AUGACAUUCGUUUCCCCGAAGUGUUCCUCGUUGAGCGAGCCAGUUGAAGUUUGUGUACCCAUGGGCGUUCGUGUUUGGCUGAUAGUUUUCGUUUCUCUUCCCGCAGAUAGAUUUCUAACGGCGAAGCUCAAGUGCCGCGAGCUCCGGUCGAAAAAGAAGGAAGAGCUGCAAAAGCAGUUGGAGGACCUCAAGACUGAGUUGAUGUCUUUGCGAGUAGCCAAAGUGACCGGUGGCACUGCGUCGAAGUUGGCCAAGAUUCGCACGGUGCGUAAGUCCAUCGCCCGCAUCUACAUCGUGAUGAACACGAUGCAAAAAGAGAACCUGCGGAAGUUUUACUCCAAGAAGAAGUUCAAGCCUUUGGACCUUCGUCCCAAGCUUACCCGUGCGAAGCGUCGCGAAUUAACGAAGUCCGAGAAGUCUUUGAAGACACGCAAGGAGCGCCGUAAGCUGAGCCUGUAUCCCCAGAGGAAGUUCGCUCUGAAACUUUGAAUUCGCCUUCUAUCGAGAGUUGAAGUAAAAGUGGCUCCGAUGAUUUAACGUGGUUUAUGGAGUUUCAUCUCGGAAAUCAGG